CACAGGCUAGGACAGAGCCCAGGAUCAGGAUAAAAGGAGUGAGGAGCAGAUCUCAUCCAUCCAUUCCUCCUGAGGCACCCACGGAUCUUGUACUUGCUCCUGAGCACUCACCAGCUGAGAUGUCCUGCCAGCAGAGCCAGCAGCAGUGCCAGCCCCCUCCCAAGUGCCCUCCCAAGUGCCAGACACCAAAGUGCCCUCCCAAGUGCCAGACACCAAAGUGUCCUCCAAAAUGCCCUCCUAAGUGCCCCCCUGUGUCAUCCUGCUGCAGCCUGGGGUCUGGUGGCUGUUGCUCCAGCUCUGGUGGCUGCUGUGGCUCCAGCUCCGGGGGCUGCUGCAGCUCUGGGGGUGGCGGCUGCUGCCUGAGCCACCACAGGCCCCGCAGAUCUCUUCGUCGCCAUCGUCACAGCUCUGGAUGCUGUAGCAGUGGGGGCAGCAGUGGCUGCUGUGGUGGCAGCAGUCAGCAGUCUGGGGGCUGCUGCUGACCUGCGUCCCAGGACUUCGGACAAGUUGUGGAGAAGGAAGCCAAGUACAGCAGAAAUGUCCUUGACUGCCACUCUUCCUCCCUGCUGUGUUCUAUAUUCUGGGCUGUCUGACAUCCUGUGCAAAAUGCUUACUUACCUUUAAAAUGACCAGACUGCAACAGUAAAGUCUCCCCUUUCAAGCCUGA
Messenger RNA from Mesocricetus auratus (golden hamster), 667 nucleotides. Its product is annotated as late cornified envelope protein 1C-like. The transcript has 2 exons. Bases 120 to 482 code for a protein of 120 amino acids. Gene Ontology annotation, biological process: epidermis development. The record is from RefSeq and is a predicted model, not a curated record. Lineage: Eukaryota; Metazoa; Chordata; Mammalia; Rodentia; Cricetidae.